AUGGCAUUGCUCCUGUGGCUGGGGUCCCAGCUGUCAUCCAUCUGGAGCAACAUCUCUAUACUGGGAGUCUUUCUUAUAGUGUUUACUUUACUGCUUGACUUCAUGAAGCGCAGAAAGACGUGGAGCCGUUACCCGCCGGGCCCAGCCUCGCUGCCGUUCAUCGGGACCAUGUUCUCCAUUGACUUCCGCAACCCCCACCGCUCCUUCGGCCAGCUCCAGAAGAAGUUUGGAAACAUCUUCAGUCUCCAGAACUGCUGGACCAACGUGGUAGUGCUGAAUGGGUAUAAAACAGUGAAGGAAGCCCUGGUCCACAAAUCAGACGACUUUGCUGACCGGCCCCACUUUGCAAUAUAUGAACACAUGGGCUAUGGAAAGAAUUGUGAAGGGAUUGUUGUAGCAAGAUACGGGCACGUCUGGAAGGAGCUAAGGAGAUUCACACUCUCUACGCUGAGGAACUUUGGGAUGGGAAAGAAAUCCCUGGAGGAGCGAGUGGUAGAGGAAGCUGGAUUUCUUUGUUCUGAAAUUGAGUCUGAAGAAGGUAAAUCUUUUGAUAUACAUGUUCGCUUAAACAAUGCCGUCUGCAACAUGAUCUGCAAUAUUGUCUUUGGAGACCGCUUUGACUAUGGUGAUGAGACAUUCAAGAAGCUAUCACGGUUAUUUCAAAAUUCCUUGGAUGAAGAAACUGGAUUCCUGCCUCAGCUUCUUAACGUGGUGCCCAUUUUGGUGCGGAUCCCUGGAGUGGCACAGAAGCUUUUCCGAGCACAAAGGGAGUUAAUGGACUUCAUAGAUGUGGCCAUAGAUAAGCAUAGGAAGACCCGGGACCCUGCUUACACUCGAGAUGUCACAGAUGUGUUUCUAAAGGAAAUGGAGAAGGGUAAGGCAGCUGAAGAGAAUGGUUUCCACUAUAACAACCUUCGUCUGGUGACCCUGGACUUGUUUACAGCUGGUUCUGAGACCACCUCCACGAGUCUCCGGUGGGCAUUGCUGUACAUGCUUCUCCACCCAGAAAUACAGAGUAAGGUCCAGGCAGAGAUUGAUAAAGUGAUUGGCAGAGAGAGACCCCCCAGCAUGAUGGACCAAGCAAGCCUGCCUUACACUAAUGCUGUGAUCCAUGAAGUGCAACGCUGUGGGGAUGUUGUUCCUGUUGCGCUACCUCACAUGACAUACCGGGACACUGAGUUGCAAGGCUUCUUUAUUCCCAAGGGGACAACAAUCAUCACCAACUUGUCUUCAGUGCUGAAGGAUGAGACAGUCUGGGAGAAACCAAACGAGUUUUACCCUGAACACUUCCUGGAUGCAAAGGGGCAGUUUGUGAAACCAGAGGCCUUCCUGCCCUUCUCAGCAGGUCGCCGUGCCUGUCCGGGAGAACAGCUGGCCAGGAUGGAGCUCUUUCUCUUCUUUACCACUCUCCUGCAGAAAUUCACUUUUGUGCUCCCUGAGGACCAGCCCAGGCCACAGGAGGACGGUCACUUUGCACUCAUCAACUCUCCACACCCAUUCCUGCUGCGAGCUCUCCCAAGAUAG
Camarhynchus parvulus is the source of this 1524-nucleotide messenger RNA. Its product is annotated as cytochrome P450 2D14. Gene Ontology annotation, molecular function: oxidoreductase activity, acting on paired donors, with incorporation or reduction of molecular oxygen, reduced flavin or flavoprotein as one donor, and incorporation of one atom of oxygen; heme binding; iron ion binding. NCBI's taxonomy places the organism in Eukaryota, Metazoa, Chordata, Aves, Passeriformes, Thraupidae. Gene Ontology annotation, biological process: arachidonate metabolic process; xenobiotic metabolic process. Gene Ontology annotation, cellular component: cytoplasm; intracellular membrane-bounded organelle. The record is from RefSeq and is a predicted model, not a curated record.